Messenger RNA from Lates calcarifer (barramundi perch), 5326 nucleotides. RefSeq names its product HMG box domain containing 3 (gene hmgxb3). The record is from RefSeq and is a predicted model, not a curated record. Lineage: Eukaryota; Metazoa; Chordata; Actinopteri; Centropomidae. The coding region runs from base 220 to 4059 and encodes 1279 amino acids. The transcript is spliced from 21 exons.
AGCAACAAACCGCCAUGUUUUUUACAAGUCGACGAGAAACGAAGCUACUUUAUAGACAUUAAUGCAUUGCAAAUCUUUGAUUUAACAUGACGUAUAUACAAAUUUCACCUUUAAUUGACAUCGAUACGAUGUCUCAUUUUUUCGGCGACUUCUAAAGGUUGUUCAGAGCAGUUCGUAGAGCCUCGGGCCAUCGUAGUUGGCCCCAGAUUUUUGCAAAUCAUGGAGAAAGUGGAGGUGUAUGAGGUGGUGAAAGUCACUGAGGAGGUGGAGAGCUGCUACAACCAAAUGGAGGUGACUACCCCAAAAAAGAGGAAGAGCAAAGCUCAAGAAGAUACUGUUGAGAAACCUAAGAAGCCUAGGUCUGCCUACCUGCUAUACUACUUUGAUGUUCACCAGAUUAUGCAACAGGAAAUACCGAAUCUGCCACAGUCAGAGAUCAACAAGCGAAUCAGUGAGAGCUGGAAAAGGCUUAGUGUGGCUGAGAAAGCCUACUACCUGGAGAAGGCCAAGUCUGAGAAGGAGGGCACAGAUACAUCCUCACUCAGCCCCUCCAAAGAUCUACCAGGCUUCCGCAAGAUCCUCCCUCGAGCCAGCUACUUUCUCUUGUCCAAAGGCUGCCCCUCAAAUCAUCAGACAGGAAGCUCUCAGUCAGAGGCGAGUACGGAGUCGCUGGAUCCUGCAGCAGAAGGAGCCGUGCCCUCGGUCUCCCUCACCCAGGAGUCCCAGUUCACACCUCUAGGGUUGGCCGGUGAGGUGGAACUUUCUGAGCAGACCAUGGAUGUUGAAGAUAUAACUGAGGAAACAGUGGUGGCGUCUCAUCCCACGGCCCUCCAACAAAUCCCCCAGCCCUCUCCUUCCUCUGUCUCGUCCAAAGCUACAGACAUUCAGGGCUCUGCUGACCUCACAGCAAAUGGGGUCACACUGAAAGGAAAUGAGACAAGAGUUGUUGGCACUGGUUAUGGCACGGCAAUGGUGCAGCAAAUACAGAGGGAAACUACACAGGUUGUUGCUAUUAUACCCUCCCAGAACCUGCUGGAGCCCAAAUCUUUGGCAGGUGUCAGCUCUGUGGGCCCAGUGAUGAUGGUCUCUGUAGGAGCCAGUGUGGAACAAAGUGCCAAACCUUCAUAUAAAAUGUCUGUGAAGACAUACACCAGGAGAGGUCGAGGGAGGUGUCUGAAUCCCGGAUGUUCAUUUGUGUACGUCACCCGCCACAAGCCACCAACGUGCCCUGAAUGUGGGAGCAGCUUGGGUGGAAAAUGGAUACCUGCUGCCAAGAAGACACAAGAGAAAGAAGCAGCGUCAAAGCAAGUUCCACAGAAAGCUGAAACCAAGCCUAAAGAAAGCUGCCAACCUACACAGCUCCCUGCUCAGGAGGGGAAUGCUGAUGUCGCUAAAACAAACACCACUGGGAGCAAAAAAGAAGGGCGAAAGCAGCGUGCAGUUCCAGGUGGAAAGCCAGCAGAGGGCACCAGCACCAAGCUCCAGGAACAAACAAAACAACUGAAAGACAGUCCUAAAGGUGCCUCAGUCCAAGGUCAAGACAGAAGCAAUGCCACCAUUCAAAAGAGGCCUGUGAGGCCCAUCCUCCCUGCCUACUAUAACACAGGCCGUGCCUUGUUUCAGAUCAUAACUGUCCCACCUGACAAAGGAAAAUUUCAGACUGCAAACAGAUACAAAUCAUCAACUGUGUCCCGAGAGAGUCUCUCAGGUCUCAAACCCAGCACUUUAAAGCAGCUUGGCCAGGCGGUCACAGAAACCACAGCCAAGCAGGAUUCUCCUGUCUCAGCAGAUGGAAGCCAACCUGUGUCUUCACUGACUGAUAGGAGAGUGAAUAUCCUGUCAGUUGUGCCUUUCAAACAGAACACAGUCUCUACCUUUGACUUGGGACUGUCCACAGCAAGAGGCCGGGGUCGGUGUAAAAACCCAUCCUGUGACUACAUGUAUAAGAAUAGGCACAAACCUGCAAUGUGCCCUAAAUGUGGCUGUGAGCUGACCCAGAAGAACACCAAGGGAGCAAAGUCUGGAGCUCUGCUGGAUCCAUACCAGGCCCUGAGUCCUGCUCAGAGGGAUACCCAGCGGCAAAAUACGCUGCAGCUGCUGCGCCGUUCCCUGCAGAUUCCCGAAAACGAGACUGAGCUUCAGGAAACAUUAAACCUCAUCCAGGAGCUCAACAGUCUCCAGAUAAUCUUGGUUCAACCAGGCAAUCAGGAGCCUGAAGACAGUGUAGGGACGGAGACGCUGGUUGAGUCUGGGUGGCCUCAGUUCUACGAAUCAGCAGCCACUCACUGUGGCCUGUGUAACUACCCUCUCUUCAAAGGAGGUCAGAGUACUAUUGCAGGACAGGAGGACUGCUGGCUGCUCACUGAGACACUGAUCCAGACAGCUUCUCUCCAGCUCAAGGUGUGUCUCAACGUUCAGUGUCUGGCUCUGCACAGCUUCACUGACCUGCAUCCAGGUUUGUUCAACAUUGGGAAUAGACUACUGGUGAGUAUUGACCUGUUUUUGAAGAUCAGGGCAAACAUCAAACUGGGUCAAACUCCCUCUCAAGCAGCCAGGACUAUACUGGACCACAUCCCCAAUCACCCUGUCCACGCACUUAGUCCAGAAGAGUUCUCUCAAAUUCAAGAGCAUCUCCUCAGUGGCUACUGGGCCUUUGAGUGCCUGACGGUGCGAGAUUACAACGAUAUGAUCUGUGGCAUUUGCGGUGUUGCUCCUAAGGUGGAGAUUGCACAACGAUACACAAACAAUGUGCUGGAGCUCAAGAAUGUGGAGUUUACCUGGCCUGAGUUUUCAGUCUCAGAUGAGGUACACGUGGAUGACUUUUGGCUGACCAUGGAGAGUGAGGCUAUUGAGCAGGCAGCUUUCCCCACCGACAUCCCUAUCACACGUGUGGAUGCUUCCAUCAUCGCCCCCUUCAUCCCCCCUCUGAUGAGGAGUCCCACUGUUAUCAACACAGAGAAAGACAAGGCCUUGUCACACACACAGCAGCCAUCAGGGGAUCCGUCAGUUUUGGUGCGUCUCAUUCAUGAUGGUCAGCUGAGACUCGACAAAAUUGAGGAUCACAGUGAAGACGAGCUGAGAACAAUACUGGACGGCUGUAGGGCGACCGUCACCCCAGGUUCUACUAAGAAUGAGCUGCUGGCUUCGCUCAUCUCCUUGUACACACUGGUUCAUAGCGGCCUCUCCACUGCCCCACAGCCUCCUUCACACCUCACUGCUGGCAAGUUGUCCAAGGUCUGCCCCCACAAGGUGGUCUGCGGCUCUAAGUACUUAGUGAGAGGAGAGACGGCUCGAGAUCAUGUCGACCUGCUGCUGUCCUCUCGCUACUGGCCCCCAGUCUAUGUCAGUGACUGCGCCCGUCAGGUGGCGCUCUGUACAGACAUGCAGUAUCCAGAGCUGGCAACCCAGAUGUGGGGCAGAAACCAAGGCUGCUUCUGUGACCCCUUUGAAAAACCAGAGUUUGUCUCUUGCGCUGAGCUUCAAGACCAGUCGUACAGUGCAGAUCUUUCUUUGGUAGCAGAGAACCAGCAGGUCCAUCCCAUCACCAAAUCUUCUUCUUGCUGGCUGGUUCACCCUCCUGCGGCGAGACAGGCCCCGGAGCCUCCUGCUCCAGAGCACCACUCAAUGUCCCUCUGCAAAGACCUGGAGCCCUACGUCAGCCUGGUCGUUGAGCUGGAGAAAGAGAAGGAGGAGGAGAGUGACGAGGGGGCAGAGCAGAAGGAGCAGGAAAACAAAGCUGAGAAAGACUCUGCAGAGAAAUCAGAGGGCUGUCCCUCGGUGAGCCGUGCACGGUCGCGGCCUGUGGUUUUCAGCAACACAGCCUAUUACUACCUAUACAACCGUCUCGUAGAUUUCCUCACCAGCAGGGACAUCGUGAGCCAGCAAAUCAACCAAGUGGUGAAGGCCUGCCAGCCUGGAGAGGUGGUGAUCAGGGAUGCUCUGUACCGGCUGGGAGUGGCACAGAUCAACACAGAGAAAGUGGAAGAGGAUGAAAGUGGAACUGAUAGGCAGACACAAGAAGGAGGGACAGAGACAUACGAAGUAGUCCUGCCUGAAUAAAAAUGUUGAGGAUGGAUCAACAGGCAGACAGUGUGGAUGGACUGAAUGUAUAGACGGCUGCAUGCAAAGAGAUGAGCGCAGAAAAUAGGAGAGACAGCCAGGAGGGAAAGGAGGUGUCAUAAGGAGAAAUGAAAGUGCAACCAGAAGGGUCCAAAAGAUUUAAGUGCAAAGCCAGAGAACGACUGAGGGAGCAGAAAGCACCAGAGAGUAUUUCACUGUGCACUUCAUCGCUUAUACACUGUUGACAGAUUUUACUAAAGAGAGGAAAUAAGCUAAAUGUGGGUAAAGUGGGUUAACUUUUGCAGAAGUUACUGCUGCUGAAAUGACUGCUGAGUGGUCAGCAGUGUUGACUGUGAAGAUACUAAUACAGACAUACAACUUAAGAUCACAGGUUACAAGGUCAUUUUUAAACAUAUAUAACAGUGAGUGUGAGAAUAAGUAUAAAUCAGUAUGGUGGCGACUGAAUGUAAAACAUGAUCAUAUCAGAUGACAAAAAGAAUGCAACAAUCUUUUUUGUUUUUACCAGUGUGGUGCCAAGUAUAAAAAGAUGUGAAAGUUUAUGUGAAGGUGAUGUAAACUUGAGUCCUAAAUCUAAGUCAGUGCUUUCCUGUGACUGAAAGAAUGUAAACAACUUAAUAACUUAAUAACUCAGCUACUUCAACUUCAACUACAUGUUAAUAUUUAAGCAUGAAUAGUAUGGUGUAUUUAUUGCCCUUUUAUGUCCGGAGACAUUUCUGCUUUGUGUGUCACACUCUUACCUCCCACCUGCCACUUGUUGCCUUUUGGACUGAUGUUUGCUUUUGAAAAAUGAUGAUAAAAUCUGGUUAUUGUACUGUCUCAUAAUGUGAUGAUGGACCUUAUGGCCUUUUGCUUUAUUUUGUGUCUUCUCAGUGGAGAUCCACUCAAGGAUGCAUUCAGUCAGUUGUCUUAACACGUGUCAACCAAUCAGCAGUCAGCCUUUGAGAAUCAACUUAAGAUAUUUAGUGAACUUGCCAACUUGAAGUACUUUAUAACUAACCUGUCUUUUUGUUGGAAAUGAUCACUAAUGCUUUUGCAAUGCGCUAACAAACCUUUCUCAGAGCAUUGAGGCUGCCGAAGCAGAAAAUUGGUUUCAUUUACUGAAGCCUUAGGGAUGCCUGUGGGUUGGAAGAAAAUAAAGCAGCCAAGUUUUCUUUGUAGAUAAAGAAAAUAUAUAAAUAGCUGGACCAAUGCAGUCCUGUAAAUUAAACUGCUGAUGCAACAAAUAAAUGAAAUGAAUGACUUUGGA